This is a messenger RNA of Lachnellula hyalina, 2283 nucleotides long. It is a transcript of the gene mei2, whose product is annotated as Meiosis protein. The record is from RefSeq and is a predicted model, not a curated record. NCBI's taxonomy places the organism in Eukaryota, Fungi, Ascomycota, Leotiomycetes, Helotiales, Lachnaceae. Gene Ontology annotation, molecular function: RNA binding. The transcript has 12 exons. Bases 1 to 2283 code for a protein of 760 amino acids.
AUGUCGCGUGCAACCGGUGUGGGCGGAUCCCCAAUGUCCUCCUCUUUAGGCAGCCACAACUCCAGGGUCUCUACAUUCUCCUCACAGGAUGUGCGUUCAACCCAACGUGCUCCUACAAAGAACAUGGCCACACUUGUGAGAGAUGGUAAUGAUGAUCCUUUUGUCAUCGAUGAUUCCAAGCCGAAGGGCGAGGCCAAACUAUCGGCAACAGCAUCGGACUUCAAGCCGUUUGCACUCCGAGGAGCUCCCAGGGUUUCAAGCCCGUCUACUGACGACAAAGCCCUCAAGUAUCUACGAGAGGAGAUUGAAAACAACCCAAACACGGCCGUUCAGGGAGCGUUUACCACCGAUAUCGGAAAGUCUCGUUGCAUCAAGGUAUCCAGCGUCUAUGGCGAAGACACUCGUAGCCUUGUUGAUGCUUCAUUGGAGAAAAUGAUGGCUGGGGGGUUCUGGAAUCAAGGUAGCCGGCGCAUCAGUGAACUGGGAAACGUUGUGUAUCUUCGGCUUUCCAAUAUCAUGGAGGCUGUCAAUAUUUAUGACGCCAUCAAGGAAGAUAACAUCCGGAGCCUUCAGACGGAUUAUAUCCAUCCCAGAGUCUGGGCACAGAUCGUCUCGCCGUUGUCCCUUGGCAACCACUCGGCCCACGAAGGACAAGUUGUUCUGAGAACCGCCAAGCCCCUCGGUAUGAGCAGUAGACAAUUUGAAGACCGUCUGCUCAAGUGUCUUUCCACAGAAGGUCCUCUAGUGGCCUGGCAGAUGCUCCCCCUUCAUGAUGCUCCCUUCCCUGCCGUGUAUACCAUGAUUGCUGAGUAUUACGACUCUUCUUUAGCCUCAUGGGCUGUCACAACUAUCAAUGGCUCAACAAUUGGCAAAAAAGAGGGGUAUCCCGAGGUUCAAGUCUCCCUUAUCCAUCACAGACCUGAUCUAAAGCCAAAGCCAAUGUCAAAUGCCCUUGGCCAAUCGGUUUCAGCCUCACCUAGCAUGCCAGCCCACCUAUUCAAUGAUGGACACAGUUUUGCUAGAGCUCGUGUUGACAUGGCGAUUUCUAACCAAACACCAAGUCACCAUUACAUCGCGCGCGGCGGCACCAUGCCUCUUUCAAUAAGCCCAAGUACCAUCGGGAGUUUGGGUAACGCGUUUGGAAGUAUUUCGUUGCGGAACCAUACUCGAGAUUCUACACCUUUGGGUUCAGGUUCAAUGGCUUCUCCCUUUGGCACAAUCGGACCUGGACACCUGCCUGCUGCCUCGCAGUUUGGUGGAAACAAUGCCCCGCUCCCUGUUAUGAUGGACAUGGGCAUGGGUGUUUAUUCACCAGUCACGCCCACACAACAAGUUCACAAUACUUACCAGCCUUUCAAUCACCUGGGAAGAUUUGCCCAUCCCCAGGCGCCCAAUCCCUAUGGCCACUAUGGGCAGACCUUUGGUAGCCCUGACAGUAUGCACCAGAUAAACAGUCCACCGAGCAUGAAGCGACAUGGACGUGCAGACUUUAGCUACUCGAGCCCUUCGCCAGGAGGAUUCUCUCGGGACCUGACCCAGUCUACUUCCAACUCCGUUCGCCGUCAGAAUGCGCAGAAGAUUUCCAAUUAUCCCCGAUGCCAACACAACCCAGCGGCAUCACAGCAUAAUCACGUCGACAUUUCAAGUAUCGAGCAGGGUAAAGAUGUCCGGACUACGGUCAUGUUGCGCAACAUUCCAAAUAAGUUCACCCUAAAGAUGCUGAAGGAAUUCAUUGAUGAAUCCAGCUUUGGAACAUACGACUUCGUGUAUCUUCGGAUCGACUUCCUCAACAAGUGCAACGUGGGCUAUGCUUUUAUCAACUUCGUUGACCCUUUGGAUAUCAUCAAUUUUGUCAGGGCUCGGGCAGGUCAAAAGUGGGACCGGUUUCAAUCGGAGAAAAUUGCUCAGAUAUCAUAUGCGACAAUUCAGGGCCGUGACUGCUUGAUUCAGAAGUUCCGAAACAGUUCUGUCAUGCUGGAGGAGGAGAACUAUCGUCCCAAGCUCUAUUACACCUUGGCCGAUGGUGAGGAGCUGGCUGGCACGGAGGAAGAGUUCCCUCAGUCGGAUAACUCAUCGAAGCUUCAACGCAGCUGUCAGAAUGCCGAACAGAUGGGCCUUUUUGCUCCAAACGCUGGUCAACAGGUCAGAGCUGAUCAGCGACAACGCCGCUCACUAUAUGAUCGUGGUAAUAGUCUUGCUGAGAGGGACAAGUUCUACUCUGAUGCAUACGAUAAUUCCGAAAGUCGUGGUUUGGGCAGGUCAGGGUAUCGCGCAUCGUAUUGA